Messenger RNA from Chenopodium quinoa (quinoa), 1392 nucleotides. RefSeq lists its product as uncharacterized. Lineage: Eukaryota; Viridiplantae; Streptophyta; Magnoliopsida; Caryophyllales; Amaranthaceae. The transcript has 5 exons. The record is from RefSeq and is a predicted model, not a curated record. Gene Ontology annotation, molecular function: zinc ion binding; nucleic acid binding. The coding region runs from base 1 to 1392 and encodes 463 amino acids.
AUGGUAGGAAGAAACAACAAUAACAAUGAUCUGAAUAAGGUAGUAAGGCAAUUAGCUACUGUAGCUCAACAGUUAGCUGAAAGGAAUAACAAUAACAAUCCUGACCCUACUAAGGAGUUGUUUAAGAAGAUAGCCCAAAUAGCAUGUCCUAAUGAGUCCAAAGUGAGUAGUGUAGCUUAUUACUUAAGGGGUGAAGCAGAUCUGUGGUGGCAGCAGAAUGAACAAGCUGUGAGAGCAUUACCUAAAUUUGGAUGGAAUGUGUUCAAGGAGCAAGUGAGGGAUAAGUUCUACCCUAUAUUCUUGCAAAAGCAGAAAGCUGAUGAGUUCCUGGAACUUAAGAUGGGGAGUAUGUCGGUGACUAAGUAUUACACUAAGUUUGUCGAGCUAUCUAGGUUUGCUGAAGAUACUGUGGCUACUGAUAGGCAGAAAGCUAGAAGGGAAGCGCAUUUACAUGCGUUGGAGUUGAAGGAGAAAUCUGAAAAGACUGAGUUGGAAGCUAGGGAGAAAAGAAAGGAGCCUAUGACUAGUUUUGGACCAUCUGGGAACCAGAAUAAUUUUAAGAAGCAAAAGUUUAACAACCACCAAGGUAAUAACUUCAAGAACAAUAGGAACAACCAAGGUGGGCGCAAUUUUCCUAAGGGAAAUAGGAACCAGCCUCGGCUUCGUAACCAGAGGAUAUAUUACUGUAAGAGAUGUUCCAACAACCACCCAGGGAAAGAUUGUGAGGGUACCUUAGUCACUUGUAACCAGUGCAACAAGCAAGGGCACAGGGCAUAUGAGUGUUUAUCUAAGAAUAAAGGGGGUCAAGGAAACAACCAAUUUAAGGGUAGUGGACAGAAUUGGAAUCAGCAAAAAGGAGGUCAGGGUAGCAAUGGGAAUCAAGUGAACAAGGGGGCGCAGUUUCAGAAUGGAAAUGAGAAUACAAUAGUGGUAACACACAAGGAAAGGGUGGAACACGAGGAAAGCUUAAUUGCAACAUAUUCUUUCAUUUCUAAAGCUAUGCUUCCAAAACUAUCGCAUUGUCUGAAAACUGUAGAUGACAUAGAUACCCCUUUAGAAAUUCCAACUGGGGGUGUAGUCCAUUACACUAGGGUUUAUAAGGAUGUUCCAAUAAAGAUUAAAGAAGAUCCACUGAAAACGGCUCAGGGAGAGCUCGUAACCCAUUGGAGGAAUGGAAAACCUAGGCUUACUAAGAUCAUUUCUGUGAUGAAGUUGGCAAAAUAUAUGAAGAAGAGAAACCCAAUCUAUUUCUGUAGUGUGAGAAACUUGGAGUAUGAGGAACCAUCUAAACCAAAGGAUAUUGAAGUAGUAAAGGAGUUUCUAAAUGUGUUUCCAGAAGAGAUUUUGAGUAUGCCUCCAAUAAGAACCAUAGACUUAAUACUUGGUACAUAA